Messenger RNA from Penicillium chermesinum, 975 nucleotides. RefSeq names its product glycosyltransferase family 32 protein. Gene Ontology annotation, molecular function: alpha-1,6-mannosyltransferase activity. The coding region runs from base 1 to 975 and encodes 324 amino acids. The record is from RefSeq and is a predicted model, not a curated record. Gene Ontology annotation, cellular component: mannan polymerase complex. Lineage: Eukaryota; Fungi; Ascomycota; Eurotiomycetes; Eurotiales; Aspergillaceae. The transcript has a single exon. Gene Ontology annotation, biological process: protein N-linked glycosylation.
AUGCUUCUACUUUCUCAGCUGAGGAACCCACGCGUAGCGCGCGUGGGUAUUGCCUUCGGUGUAUGCCUCUUCCUCGUCAGCUUUUACUACACCUGGUCGCCGAGGGACGGGUUCAGCACACAGUCAGUACCGACAAUCAAGGACCACGGCAUCCCCGCCAAGGUAUGGCAUUCCGCCAAAGAUGAAAACCUAUCGCAAGAGCAACGCGACUGGGUUGAGAGUUGGACGAAAAUCAACCCCACGGCUCACGAAGAGCUAUUGACCGACCGAUCGGGCGCGGCGUUUGUCCGAUCGCAUUACUUGCAGCAGCGACCGGACAUCGUCGAGGUUUACGAAGCUCUCCCCAUCCCCAUCCUGCGCGCCGAUCUGCUCCGCUACCUGAUUGUGCUCGCGGAAGGGGGGAUCUGGAGCGAUCUCGAUGUGACCUGCGAAAUGCCGAUCGAUCAGUGGGUGCCGGAGGAGUACAAGAAUGAAGACAUCGAUAUGGUGGUCGGGCUGGAAUUCGAUUUCGAGUGGCGCGGGCCCGACACGGAGGUCGCCUCCCAGUUCUGUAACUGGGUCUUUAUGGCGAAGCCGUCCUCCCGCACGCUGCAGGUCGUGGUGGAUUCGGUUGUCGCCAAGCUCAAGGAGAUUGUGCAGAUGAACGGCGUCGAAAUGAAAGACCUCACCCUGGACAUGCUCCCCAUUGAUGUUGUGAACGUCACGGGUCCGAAGAUGAUGACAUUUGCCGUGCUGGACAGCCUCGCGCAGGUGCUCGGCCGGCCCGUGGACGAUCGCGAUUUCUCGGGCAUCAAAAAGCCAAAGUUGGUGGGCAAUGUGCUGAUCAUGCCGGGUGUAUCCUUUGCUGCGACGCAAAAUGGAAACCCGACCGAUCAAGGCGAUCCUCUGGUUACCCACCAUUAUGCCGGUUCUUGGAAGCAGGCCGAUGCCGAAGCCAAAGAGAGAAAGAAGCAGCAGCAAAAUGGAGGGAACUGA